This is a messenger RNA of Neolamprologus brichardi, 888 nucleotides long. The record is from RefSeq and is a predicted model, not a curated record. NCBI's taxonomy places the organism in Eukaryota, Metazoa, Chordata, Actinopteri, Cichliformes, Cichlidae.
GCUCUCCUGCCUCCACAGACCUCAUUCAACGUCUCCAUCACUCGGUCCGGCUGUUCCACAGAUCUCAGCACUGUCCUGCAGGCUGAAGGAGCACAGAAAGGCAGUCUAAACCUGUCUCUAACUUGUGAGCCUCAGCUUAGUCUCCGGGCAUCUGUACUGCACUCAAUUGAGCCAAUAAAGAAGCUGCAAUUUCCUACCCACGGAGAGCUAUUCCUAAACGUCUCAACUGCCCUUCUGCCUGGUGUGGAGGUCGGCCUGGAGGUCGGACGUUGUUUCUUUAGGGGUAACGUAGGGAAAGUCAAGGCUUCACAGACAGAGACUGAGCAGGCUUCUUACACUGUUAAUGUGAGCAGCUUCUGUCCUCUGCAGGUAAGUCAUGCUGUGUCUGUGGCAAAGACGUCUGACACAGUGAGAGUAAACAGUCAUUUUAGACACACAGUGAAUUGUCUGAAGAAGCUGGGAGUCUCCGUCGACAACAGCAUCCAGGUGGAGUUUGGUUCUGCUGAGGGGAAAGGCAUGAGCUUACAGUCCCAGUUUGGUGGUCAGCUGGCGGGACUGAGGCUUAAGAUGAAAAAUGUUCCCAUGACUAAAGAAAUAAGAGGAACCAUGUGGCACAGCUGGUCAUGGCUACACGACAGAGGCCUGCCAUCUAAUAUAGAGGGUCUUUGCUCCAUCCAAGGAACCUUCUCUCAGCUUCAGUCCAGGGCUCAGCUCACUGUGGAGGGACACAAGCUGCUCACAUCUGGCUUGAAUUUCAGUGGCACCAAUGGACAUCUGUCUGUUCUCCUCUCCUACUCUCCUCCAGCUUUCAAUCAAACAAGAACUCAAUGCAAUCUGGACGCCGUCCUCACUGCUCAGUUCAAAGGUCAGACAAAAAGUCGGGUUUAA